CUUAUUAAGUUCGCUUAUUUUAUACUAUAUAAAAAAAUAAAUAAUAUUAAAAAAAUAAUAUAUACCUUUUUUAAAAUAAUUAUUAUUAACUACGGUUUACUUAAAGAAAUAGUUUUUAAUAAAAAUAAGUUAUUUACCGUUAAGUUUUAA
Molecule: messenger RNA, 150 nt
Organism: Colletotrichum orchidophilum
Lineage: Eukaryota; Fungi; Ascomycota; Sordariomycetes; Glomerellales; Glomerellaceae
Exons: 1
Source: RefSeq, a predicted model, not a curated record